Molecule: messenger RNA, 4613 nt
Organism: Cygnus atratus (black swan)
Lineage: Eukaryota; Metazoa; Chordata; Aves; Anseriformes; Anatidae
Product: protein S100-A12-like
Exons: 3
Coding region: 1853-2278 (141 amino acids)
Biological process (GO): endothelial cell migration
Cellular component (GO): cytoplasm; extracellular exosome
Molecular function (GO): transition metal ion binding; calcium ion binding
Source: RefSeq, a predicted model, not a curated record
CCAUUGCAUGCUGGCAAUGCCCUGCCUGCUCCUGUUUUGUGAACCCUGCCAGGCAGAGCUCACCCGAGCAUCAGGAAAAGGAAUGUGUAAGCAGCCCUCCGGACUUGGUGCAGCAUCACACUCACAUCCCAGAGGCAGGGGAAGGGGUCUCCCCACAUCCCCCCCGAUAACCCCUUGGCCCUUUUUGAGCCUGAUUUGCAAUUUGUCACUAUUUGAAGGUGGCCCGAUGCCACUCACGAACAUCCCAGCCCUCCCGCCUCUCUCACACCCUGUCACUGCCCUGUCCCUGUCCCCACGGGGCUGUGCUGGCUCCGGCCCCAUGGCCCCGCAGCAGGCGGCAGCACCCGGCCAGGGCAGGCUCAUGGGCUGUGCCAAGGGCACCUGGUGGCACACGAGGACCUGCAGUGUGCGCAUGCCUCUUCUCGCCCAUCCCAGUGCACGUGCGUCCCCUCCCAGCUCCCCACGUGGCACACACGUGUCCCUUUGCACCUCCCUGAGCCGCACAUCCAUGUUCCUUCACACCUCGCUGAGUAGCACAUCCGUGUCCCUUUGCAUGUCCCUGCGUGGCACUUCCUUAUCCCUUCGUGUGUCCCCAUGUGGCACAUCCGCGUCCCUUCACGUGUCCCCACAUCCCUCUGCGCCUCCCCGAUGGCGUGUCCAUGUCCCAUCACGUCCUCGUGAGGUGCGUGCGUGCCCCUGGUCCUGCCCAGGCAGGACACAAUUAUUGUCAGUAACUGCGAGGAUUGCUGCUACGUCACCACGGACACCAGGGGCUGGUUGGACCCCCCUCCCAGGGAGGUCGCACCCAUCCUGCCCCACCAUACAAUCUGGCCCUUUGUUUCACUCUUUUGCAAUGCGUGCUUUUUCUGGAACCAGUUCCUCGUGCUCCUGGAGCAGGACGUAGAUGGGGAGAGGUUUCACCACCGCUGUCCUUCCCAUCUCUCGAAAUCCCUAAGGGGCAUAAUGGGCUCUUUGUGGUGCUGCUCCACGUGAGCACAGACUUGGGGUGAAAAUUUUGGGCAUCCUGGGGUUCAGGCUUCCCCCUAGGUAGCCUUUCCUCCAACACACGCAGGGUUCAGCUGCCUGCUGAACCAGACACCGGGAACCCCAUGGGGUCUCCAUGAGCUGUGGCAUUUCUGUGACCCUGGAGGAGGUGACGAUUGCCAAUGCUCCUGGUAAUCAUCAGGCAGCAAUCACCUCUGCUGGGAAAUGCCACCUAAGCACAGCUGGCAGGCUUCCUGCACAUUGGCAAGUCCUGAUCUGCAAUGUCUUCCUUGGCUGCCUGCGCUAGCUGUUAGGAAAUGAUGUGCCAGGGAUGCUGCCUGUGAUUUUGGAGAGGUGAUCAGGGUGGGAUGCAUCCCCCAGCACCUACAGGUUGGGUCAAACACCCCAUCCCCAUCCAAAGCCAAACACUGGGGCAGAUGUAGGAAGAACUACAUUCCCAUUGGGAAAUAUCAGCAUUGCCCCAUGGAGACCCUCAUUUAAUGCACUCAGGAAAAAUCCCUCUUUCCUCAUCUCCACCAAGAACCCCAAACCUGGGGAAACCCCUGUGCUGUCAUGUAUCCACUAUUCUGGCUCCUCGCAAAUGUCUCUUUUGGUGUUUCCUUGUUUUGCACUAAUGAGUUUGGUGUGUCCUCUCCCUCGUUAACCCCAGGAGCAGUUGGUUCCUGGAGACAGGCAAGAAAUUGCUGCCUGGGCGUGCUGCGUGCCGAGAAGCCUUGCACAAUUCCCAAGGUUAUCACCCCAGAGAAGAUUUGAGGGCGUCACAAAUCAUAGCUCAGGGAGGGUAUAAAAGAGCCCUCUCCAGCACUGUGCAGCCACCGAUCCUGCCCACUCCUCUCCUCUCCUUUCCAUGUCGCUGUCAGAACAAGCCAACCCCAGGGCCACCCCUCGCAAGAUGAAGACCGACCUGGAGCUCGCGCUGGAGUGCGCCAUCAACAUCUACCACCAAUACGCCAUCAAGAACCCCCUGGAUGACUACCUGAGCAAGUCGGAGUUUACGCAGCUGAUGAAGGAGACCGCCAAGACCUUCCUCACCAACACCGUGCCGCCUAAAACAUCCAUCGAUGCCUACAUAAACCAGCUCUUUGCCAGAGCAGACAAAAACCGCGACGGUCGCCUGAAGUUCACUGAGUUCCUCACCACGCUGAACCUCGCAGCCAUUGAUGCCCAUAAAAGGUCCCAUGAGCCUCCCAGGGUCCAUGGCCCACAUCCAGCUGGUGGUCACGACCACGGACAUGACCAUGGACAUGACCAUGGACACGGUCCCCGCAACUGAGGCCGUUCCCAGGGUGGCUCUGCCCACAGAAUUGUGCUCUUCCAGCAGCAGCAUCUCUUCCAUUUGCCCACAAGCAUAUAACCAAAGCUGUGUUGUCUGCUUCUGCCUAUGGCACUGAAAUAAAAUUUCUUUCUCCAUGCACCAAACGCAUCUGUGCUAUGUUUCCUGCACUCUCUGGGGGGACGUGACAUGCACCCAGCUCAGCCCGCAGCCACGGGGGGUUAAAUGCAGGUUGCACUGGGGAAACAGCAGGACAGGGAAGGCAGGGGGGAGUCAGGCCACUUGUCCCUGCUUCUGUCCCUUGGGACAGAGCGGAGCCACACACCUGCUCACAUGGGGCUGUUUCACAUAGCAGGCUCCCCAUCCUGCAGCACUCAGUCCCCAGCAGGGUUGCCACCACCUCCCCAAGGCUCACGGGCUCCUUGCUUGGGAUUGCUUGGCUCAGCAGCUGGGUUUCCUGGGCAGGGGCAGCCAGGGGAGUGCACAAGAGCAUCCUCACCCAUGAUCCCAGACCCUCCUUGCCCCAGCUCCAGGAUGCUCCAUGGGUGAAGCACAGCCGGGUGCUCGCGGGGUGCUGCUGAGCCCCCCCAGCGCUGACCCCGGGUGGGGGCACUGCUUUUGCAACCUGCAGAGCAACUGAUGUUUUCCUUGCAAGUCCAGCACUGGCACAAUGAACGGUGUAGAGGGGCUUUGUGGAUGCAGUUUUAACUCUACAUGAUGAAGCCUCACACUUUUGUUAGUGUUGGGUGACAGCUCCUGGGCUCCCAGCAGGUUUAGGAGCCACUGCAGGCUCUUGGGGGCCAAAUACACAAGUGGAAAAGAGCUGGGGUGUUUGUGGGGAGCCAUGCACUGAAGGGGAAAUCCCCAGGCUCAUGAGGUUCUGGUAUUUCCAGCAUCAGCUGGAACCAGGAGCCCACGCUGUAUGAAACUGAGCUGGGAGAGGAAGCACAGGGCUGUUGCGUGGCUAUUUGCACUCAAUGACACCAGUCGUCGCUCUCCGACGCUGCAGUUUUGCCAUCAGCGAGCAGCCCUUGUCCCCCAUCUCGGUGCUCUUCACCCCCUGCUCCGUGCCAGCAUCCCUGGGCAUCAUUUGGGCAUCACUGCGGGUUUUGGGGAAGAGUUGGGAACUCAGAACCACAACUCUGCCCCCAAGGGGACAAUGCAGACACACAGGACAAAACCUAGCCGGGCUGGUGGCUUGCAAUGACAGCUGGGGAAUGAGGAUGCAAUUUGGGACUGCUGACGGGCCAUAAUGAGAGAAGAAAAGAAACAAUAAAGUGAGUCAGGGAUACCAAAAUAGACCUCCUGCAACAGUUCUCGUUACUGCUCCUGAGACAUGCGAGGAGCACCCUCAAACAGGAGUGGUGAGCCGUUUGUUUUCGUAUCCUCACCCUCUUCCUGGAACCUACUGUCUUGUCUUUACACCUUUUCAUAGUCUCCUCUUCAUCCUUCUAGCACCUGCUCUGCUAGUGUCACAGGGGUGGCUGUUGCAAAACAUCCCAGUUAAUGCUCCAGACAGCAAAGACCACGACCUUGGAUUUUCUCCUUGCUUUGAGCCCAGUUUCCUCCACCAGGUUUCUGGAGCAAGAGGGAAGGUCUGGUGCAAGUGAUAUGAAAUGGAAAAUAAUGGAAAAUAAAUAAUCUGGAAAACCAUCUAUUGAAAUGUAGACAACACUUUCAUCUUUGCUAGCAUUUGUCCAGUUCAUAAUGUAGGAAACAGUUUGCAAUCACACUAAAAACAUAUCCACAUCUCUCCGAAAAUCCCAUCUUUCUUCUACACCGGCAUAAAAGAGGGAAACAUUUUCAGCACGUUGCAAAACCUGCAAAUUUUUGUCAAGUCCUGCCAAGGUGGACGGUGCAUUUCUGUCAAGGUGGGGGGAGUACAUCCAGUGGUUUCCCCAUUCUUUGCCCAGUUGGAGCCAAUGGUGGGGUGACAGGACAGCAUUUCCAAAGGCCGGUUGGUGCAACCAGGAACUGCGAGCAGAGGAAUGAGAUGGGGAGGGGCUCAGAUGUUCCCACCUUGCAAUUUCCAGGUGCGGGAAAUGCUAAUUCAAGCUGUUGCUUGCAGCAGGUGUGUCACCAUCUCUGAUGAAAGAGAGUCUCAGAUGCAUAUAAAAGGCUGCCCAGAGAGCUGGGUCACUUCAACAGACCCAUCUUCUGCAAACCCUCCUUGGACACAAGGUGAGUAGCAUUGCAAUAGUUCUUGCAGCAAAUAAGGUGAGGGAGAAGUGAUUUUGUAUAGUACUUCAUCUCUAUAAUACUUCGUAUUGUGUCUAUUUUAUCCCAGUGCUUCCCACUUUGGGGAGGCUGGUUUUGGCUGCAGCAAGGCUUUGUG